This is a messenger RNA of Arachis ipaensis, 1691 nucleotides long. RefSeq lists its product as uncharacterized. Lineage: Eukaryota; Viridiplantae; Streptophyta; Magnoliopsida; Fabales; Fabaceae. The record is from RefSeq and is a predicted model, not a curated record.
AUGUGGAACCGUUCAAUUCACCAACAAAUUCCCUUAGUUAUACGUGACCGUUUACGCUUCUCAAAGCACACAAAAAGACUUUACAAUUUCCAAAUAUCAGUGCCUAUUAUUAACAUCUAUUUAUACAACCUUAUAUAUAGUAUCUAAACUGAAACAAGUUAAACUCUCUGGCUAGUAGUAGAUACUUGUUACAGUAUUCAAAUAUUUUGCUAUCAUGUCUUCUAGCUCUACUAAAGCAGGGAAUGAAGUUAGCUUGAAACUCUUGAUACACAAAGAGAAAAACAUUGUCCUUUUCGCUGAGGCUGGGAAGGACUUUGUGGACGCUCUCUUUAGUUUCUUAACGUUGCCAUUAGGUGCCAUUGUAAGACUUGCGGGGGAGGAAUCAAAUAUUCCGGCAGUUAGAGUUGGAUGUUUGACCACACUCUACGAAAGUGUUGCAAAGCUCGACAAAGAGUGUUUGAGGAACGAGAUCUGUAAGGAGAUGCUACUGCAUCCAAGGAACAUGCCGCUGGAGCUGUAUCGACGGAAGCUGAAACUGAACGUCAACGAUUCAGAAACCUUGAAGUACUUCACGUUGGGUGUAACAUGUAGUUGUUCGAGUGCUUUCGAGAUUGAAAAAUGCUUUUGCAGGUCUUCAACUUUCUUCGCGACAAUCUUAACAAGUCUUGGUGGGGAAUUUGAUAAUGGAUUUGUCAAGGAAACUGAAUUCAUCAUUCGUAAUGAUCUUUAUGUGAUGCCUAAUGCCAUUGAAAAUACUCUACCGCUUCUUCAGAAUCACGGAGUUCAAAACAUCAAUGCUGUUUUGGAACAAACUGUGAUUGUUAGCAAGAAUGUGUUACUGGAUCUUCUGAAGUGUUCUCUGUCGUCGAAGACCCCUUUAACGGAUGUUUUCUUACUAAAGAAACGGGCCCUUCCUGAUUUUCAUCAGUGGUACCCGGCCUUGCCCGAGUUAGACAUUGGGAAGUUACCUAAUGAUUCCGCUAUGAAUUUGGAUUUGAAGGUAAUAGUAAGUAAAUCAAGUAAGAAGAUUGUGAUGGUUCAGGGAGAGGAAGAUUUUGCAAACUUUAUCUUAAGCUUUCUCACUUACCCUCUAGUAGGGUUGUUGAAUAUUCUGCUACCAUCUCCUUCUUCUAGCUGCUUAGAGCAAUUAUAUAAGAGCAUGCAUCUUCUUUUGGGAGAAGGCAAGUACUUUACGUCUCGUAGGCUCCAAUACUACCUCGAUCAUCCUCCUUGGACACACAUGGUUUCUUCAAAAAAUGCUAUCUUCCUUCCAACAUAUUCUGCAUCAACGUUUUAUGAUUCAUUCAAUUAUAAAUUUAAUGAACCUGAAGCGUGUACUUAUGACAAUAUAAACCUAACAUAUAAAGGAUUUGUGGAAGGUCCUCAUAAGUUUAUGGUAACUGAUGAUUUAGCUGUGAGUAAAAUGUUCUCUAGUUUGUGUUUAUCUUAUUUUAAUGGAGCAGAUGUUUCUGCGAUCUCUGACUUGGAACAAAGGACUGUGCGUAUAGGCUUGAAAGAAGGUUUCGGCAUACUUCAAGCAUCGUUGUUCUCUGAGUCUGCUUUGACAAAUGGCCUCCGUCAUCUCUUGCAAACUACUAUAAAGCAAGAGAAAUAAAACUGUUAUUUUUCUUUUUGGUUUUGUAUUGUAUUGUCGUAGUAAUGUUCUCUCUUUAAUAUAUAAGAUUCUGAAA